This is a messenger RNA of Diversispora eburnea, 531 nucleotides long. Lineage: Eukaryota; Fungi; Glomeromycota; Glomeromycetes; Diversisporales; Diversisporaceae. The record is from the annotation of a GenBank genome assembly.
AUGGCUCAAAUUAUUAAACCUUUGAAUAGACCAUUUGAAGAAUAUAAAGUUCUUGAAUUACUUGGAGAAGGUGGUUUUGGUAUUUGCUUAAAAGUUGAAGAUUUAGAUGGCCAGAUUUUUGCUUUAAAAGCCAUUAAAAAAGAUACUUUGGGACAAAACCAGGAUGAAAUUCUCAAUGAAAUGGCAAUUCAUGGAAAAUUAAAUCAUCCAAACAUUGUAAAUCUUUAUGAUGCCUUUGAUGAUAAUAAUUAUGUUUAUUUUAAAAUGGAACUUUGUCCAAAUCAAUCUCUCUUUGAAAUGGUAACCACUCGAAGAGAAUUGACUGAAAUUGAAGUGCGAUUCUAUAUGCUACAACUUUUGAAUGCUGUAGAAUAUAUGCACAACAAAAAUAUCAUGCAUAGAGAUCUUAAGCUUGAUAAUAUCUUCUUAUCAGAAGAUUUAGAUUUGAAAGUUGGAGACUUUGAAGUCUUGAAUACUGACAUUGGCCAUAGCUUUGAAGCUGACAUCUGGGCUAUUGGUGUAAUCAUGUAA